GCGUCGCCUCCCUCUGGGCUACAGGAAAUGUUGAAGUUUAAAUGGUCUUUGUUUUGGGAGGAUUCCCAGCCCCCCGUCUCCCUAUUUGAAAACUAAAGAACAAAAUGUAUAACAGGUAUGUUAGAUUCCUCCUAAACGUUUAUUUUUCAUUAACAUAGAGGCUAGUUCCUGUUUUUCCGCAGCUGUAGGACUCCGUAAUGUUGUUAGCUUCCCUGUUAGCCACAGAUUCCUUCUUCCUGUGUUAGCCGUCCAUCCGUCUCCUUUGUGCAGAAAUGAACCGUAUGUGCUACAAUAACAACAAUACUCUUCAAACAAUCCACAUGUCCAGUGUGUAUUGAUGCCCUUGCAGCAGAAUGAAUGUACAUUUGUUGAAAUAAGUCAACUGUUAAGAUGGAAGAAAACCAGUAUACAUCACUGACGGUUCCUACGGAUUAUUUUCAGCAGUGGUACCAGUCCAGUCAGCAGCACCCUGAGGCUCAGUAUGUGAUGCCCUAUAACAACAUGGGCUUCUACACAGAGGGUCCCAGAGAUGAGCCCGUCAUGGCGGAGCUGUCCGUCCACCGGGAUCCUCCUGUUCACCAGGAACCUUUCUACCAGAACUACAACCCCCCGGCCCAGAAUCAGUACCAUGAGCUGACCUACCAGCCCAACCUCAGGGAGCAGCAGCAGCAGCAGCAGCAGCACCCUGGACACAUGCACCCCCCUCAGCACCAACACACAGCCCAGCAGCAGCAGCAGGAGCCCAGCGUGCAGCUCCAACCUCAGCCUGCUGCUCCACCUCAAGUGGCGACGCCGGUGAAGAAGAAGCGCGGCCGGCCUCCGAAGCAGCAGACAGAAGAUGGAAAGACGACCGAGGAGGAGAACGAGAUCGAGGCAGCGAAAAAAGCCAAACGGGCUCUGAACCGCUUCAACGGCAUGUCAGUGGAGGAGGUGAUGACCAAAACCCUGCCGGACGUCAUCACCUACAACCUGGACAUCUUGAUAAUUGGAAUUAACCCGGGACUGCUGUCGGCGUACAAAGGACGCCAUUACCCAAACCCAGGAAACCAUUUCUGGAAAUGUCUGUUUCUCUCUGGUCUGACUGACGAGCAGCUCAACUUCAUGCACGACCAGAGCCUGCCGGAGACAUACAGCAUCGGCUUCACCAACAUGGUGGAGAGGACCACACCCGGCAGCAAGGACCUCUCCAGUAAGGAGAUUCGUGAAGGAGGUCGACAGUUACUCGACAAGCUGCAGAAAUACAGACCAUUAAUAGCUGCUUUCAAUGGAAAAGGUAUUUAUGAAAUCUUCUGCAAAGAAACGUUUGGUGUGAAGGCAAAGAAACUCGACUUCGGUCUACAGCCUUACAAAAUCCCAGAAACUGAAACAGUGUGCUACCUGAUGCCCUCGUCCAGCCCUCGCUGUGCACAGUUCCCCCGUGCGCAGGAUAAGGUUCAUUUCUACAUCAAGCUGAAGGAGCUGCGGGACGAGAUGAAGGGUCUGAUCCCGAAGCGCGAGGUGGAGGAGACGGAGUACCUGUUCGAUCUGCAGCUAGCCAAAGAGGAUGCAAAGAGGAUAUCAAUCAAAGAGGAGCAGGUGGAUCCGGAGUAUGAAAGCUCUAAUGCGCUACCCGGCGACGAGAAGCAAAGCAGCAACGACGGCGACGAGAAGCAAAGCAGCGACUCCUCCAAGUAAAGGAGCGCGAAGAGAGGAGGAGAACAGCCUGUCUGCUGUAGCACACAGGUAGUGUAGUGACCGUGUGGUUCUCACUACAGUUCAUCGAGUUGGAACUAAACAGAGUUAGGGUUAGUUACAGGUGCAUCAACUGCAUCUGUAAAUAAUGACUCCAAACCACUGUGACUGAUCACCUUUCUGAAGCAAUUUAAAGGUCUGUUGAUUUUUUUAUAGAACAGUAACAUGAACCAAUGACCUCAAACAUCCCGGAGAAAAAAUAGAUUUGAAGUCCGGCAACAUUUUAGGCACACGGUACAUUUCUGUUCACACCGAAAGAUAGUUUUUGUUUGUUUACACGAAAGCUCCACUGGGAAACCUACGGGAUAUUUGUCCACUUGUACCUUAUUGCCCCAUGUUUUUGUGUCUAAGUGACACCCAUUUUCUUAAUUGGUCCAGUAUUGACCCACUAGACAGGCUGCUAUGUAAUCCUAUUGGGCAAUUACACACCUUCAGUUUAUGUCAACUAAAACAUGCUUGUUUUUCAUCAA
This is a messenger RNA of Trematomus bernacchii (emerald rockcod), 2201 nucleotides long. It is a transcript of the gene tdg.2, whose product is annotated as thymine DNA glycosylase, tandem duplicate 2. Gene Ontology annotation, molecular function: mismatch base pair DNA N-glycosylase activity. Lineage: Eukaryota; Metazoa; Chordata; Actinopteri; Perciformes; Nototheniidae. The transcript has 9 exons. The coding region runs from base 391 to 1674 and encodes 427 amino acids. Gene Ontology annotation, cellular component: nucleus. The record is from RefSeq and is a predicted model, not a curated record. Gene Ontology annotation, biological process: base-excision repair, AP site formation.